This is a messenger RNA of Perkinsus marinus ATCC 50983, 354 nucleotides long. RefSeq names its product protein kinase, putative. The transcript is spliced from 4 exons. The record is from RefSeq and is a predicted model, not a curated record. Lineage: Eukaryota; Perkinsozoa; Perkinsida; Perkinsidae. The coding region runs from base 1 to 354 and encodes 117 amino acids.
AUGGCCAGAUACUCGGAUCGUCUACGUCCAACUUGUGCGCAGUGUUUGACUAGCCCUUGGUUUGAUGUCGCGCCGAGUGAAAACGUCCGAGAACUUGGAGACCAUGUCAUGCAGGGGUUGGUUGAUUACUCCCGUCGGAGUGUGUUCGAACGAGCGGUUCUGUUGGAGAUCGCGACGCAGGUUCAUGCUGUGAGUGUUCGUGAAAUCAAUGGUAUAUUCCGCAUGCUUGACCACGAGAAGCAGGGCAUCAUAUCCAAGCAAACUUGUGUGACCGGUCUUGUGAAGCUUGGCAUCCCCCAGCGUACGGCCGCGCGCGCCGUAGAGGCUAUGGACUUGGACGGCGACGGGAGGUGA